This is a messenger RNA of Drosophila innubila, 5193 nucleotides long. RefSeq names its product mucin-5AC. The record is from RefSeq and is a predicted model, not a curated record. Lineage: Eukaryota; Metazoa; Arthropoda; Insecta; Diptera; Drosophilidae. The transcript has 4 exons. The coding region runs from base 1 to 4731 and encodes 1576 amino acids.
AUGACGCGACGCAUGCAACUAAUCGCCGUGUGGUUGGGCCUCUUGGCCACAACUUCCUUAGCGCAGACGCAACAGGAAUCCUCAGCCAAAUGGUCGAGACAGCUGGAAUCUGUGGGUGCAUCCGAUGUGGAUUCGUUGGAUUGGGUGCCUUUGGCACAGCCGCUGGAUGAGAGCGGCAAGGAUCGGUCUGGCAAUGGACGGGUUUUGACCUACUCGCAAUCCUUUCCGCCCAGUGCACGCUUCGGGGAUCUCAGCAAGCCGACGGGCUCGCAGUUCGAUUAUCCGUAUCAGUUCCAGCGUUUUCCAAAUGGCGCACCACAGGCGUUGCCACUGCGCCACCAGGGACCACCGCCACCACUGAAGAGCGGUGGCUCACAGGAGCCCACCUCGCAGUCGUUCUUCAAGUUCGAGAUGCCCUUCCACAAUGAGGCUGGACACGCUCAGUCUCCGCCCACGCUGCAGACUGGCUAUCAGAUUCAGCAUUCCUUUGGCUCAGGCGGCGUUGCACCUUCCUCCAUCUUCACGCCCCCCUCGCUCUUUGGCCAGCAGCCUCAACAGUUCUCCGAGUUCCAAACGCUGCCGCAGAAACCAUUUGGCCAGGCCUUGAGCAAACCAUUGCACCAACAGAACUAUAUUCAGGACACGUUGUCGAUUAAGAACCAUGGCAAGCCCUUGCCCACACAGGCAUCCCUGCAGAGUGUUACGCCUCAAGUCUUUCCAGUGGAUCCCGAGCCGGAAACUGUGUUUGGCUUGAACAAAGCAUCAGCUUCUGCUGGAGCAGCAGCGUCAUCCGCCGGGGGUAAUCCACAGCAGGAGGUGCAGCUGCUCUAUGUGCCCUACGACACGCUCUAUAACCAACAAAGACAACCGCAGGGCUCCUCCUCCUCCUCCUCCUCCAGCCUGGGAUCAAGCAGCAACUUUGAAGUGAACAAAUUCAAUCUCAAUGCUGGGCUACCCGCUGUUAAUCCGUAUCAGAUCAAUCAGUUCUACACGCCCGAUCCCAGCGGAGGCGGCGACUUCUUCAGCUCCGGCACCACCACACGUCCCAGCAGCACCACAUCUCAACCGCAGCACAUAUUCCAGAGUUUCGGACAACCACAACCGCAACCACAACCGCAAGCGCAAGCGCAAGUACAGCCACAAUACACGACGGCCAAGCCGAAGCCCAAGGCUCAUCAGCCACCAUUGGCCAUGUUCCUGCUGCGUCCCAAUGCGCGACCCACCCAAUCCGAUGUGGUUACCGCACUGCGCAGUGCCCACACCAUCUCGGUGAUCGAUGCACCCACGAAGCGGACACCAGAGAUCUUUGUCGGACCCGCUGGCAUGCCCAUACCCGAGGGCUAUGUCAAGUUUGAUCUGCCCUAUUUGUCACAGCUGACCCACUCGCGUGACCUCAACGACGUGUCCUUCUUUGUGGCACCACUCAGCUAUCGCACGCCCAACGGCUUCAACAAGAUUCUUUUGCCCGAGCCACAUGUGGGCUCCAUAGUGAUUAAUCGUGCCAAGGACAGUGCUGCCAUCCAGGAGCUGGUGCAACCACAGCAACCACAAUCUCACCCUGUCCGCUCACAGCGUCCAGGCACCACUCGCAAUCCCUUCGAGACAUCGACACAGGCGCAACGGGUUACCACCAGUCCAGCGCCCACUCGGGGUAACAAGUUCAGCUAUUACUAUGUCCAGGAUGGCAUUCAGGAGGUCAGCCCACCCAAGUUGCCCGCCAAGCAGGAGCGGCACAAGAAGAAGCGUCCACAGCAAGUGCCCGUUGAGCAGCCUGUCUAUCGUGCUCCCGCUAAGACUCAGAAUCCCUUCGACACACUCAAUCAAAUUGGCGGUGAUGACUUCUUUAAGUCCCUGAGCAGCAAACCCAGCUCUCCAACCGCAACAUCCACUUCCACAUCCAGCUCCACUUCCACUUCCACCUCCACCACAACUUCGUCAACCACAUCGACAACAGCGACGCCCCAAACUCUCUUCACGUACGGCUCCCGUCCACAGGUAGAGUUCCCCAGCUCCAAUGGCCAGCUCUAUCCCCAGUUUGACCCUGCACCACAACAGCAACAAGUUGAGGAGCAACUGCCACGCCUCACCACACGCCCGCCCACGGCAACCACCGUGGAGGAGGAGCAGCGCAUGAAGCAAUACUUCCGCCAGCAGGAUGCCUUCCGACAGCGUCCACAAACCACGAAUCCACCCUUUGAGCAGGUUCAAUACACACCCACCUCCAUAGACUUUGAUGUGGUGCAGCCAACCACACAGAAGACAAAGCAACGAGUGACGAUCUAUACACCAGGAGCAGUACCCGUAACCACCUCCGAUGUGGGCUACAAUGUGGAUCCGCAGGCACAGGCACCACUGAACCACCGACCGAGCUACAACCAGAACGAGGUCAUCGAUAGUGCGAAUGUGGAGUACGAGCCGAAUCCCUAUCACAUACCAUCAGAGUUGCCUGCCUUAACUCCGGAUAUUCCCGGGCUGGUCAACAAUCUGCAGGAGAAGGACAAACUUCCCGCGACAACGACACCACUCAAUGAGCCGGAGCCACUGCCAGAAACACGGCCCACUCGUCGUCCCGCUUUGCGUACAAGGAAACCAGCAACAUCCAAGGUGGUGACCACCUCAUCAGUGUCCUACUCCGAGUCGGAAAGCAAUGCCAAACUGCCGACUCAUCGCAUACGUCGUCCCUACGGCACGAGGGUCAACUCAGCAGCCGCCACUGGGAGCGGAGAUAGCGGUGGGGAAGAGACCGUCAGCACCACACGUCGUCCGGGAACUGUACGUAAUCCUCUACUGCGUAACCCAAAUCGCAUACGUUAUCAGCCCACGACAGAGGAGCGUCAGUCCCUAAAGAUAAAGCCCAAGAAGCACCACAAGGGCUCGAAGAAUGGCAAGCCCAGUGGGGAUGAGGACUUGGAAUAUCAACGUGAUGUCCUCAAGCAGAACUAUCCCGUGUUCAAGGCAGCUUCCAGACGUCCCACCAGCCCCACAGCCAUCCCCAGCUCCUAUGAUGUGGGCAACACUGAAGGACCCGCGUCGGAAACGCAACAGGUCUACACGGUUACCCCCAGCAAUAGCAUCGACAGUGCCGAUCAAAGUGUGUAUCCAGCGAAUCUGCUGGAGCCCAUGCAGAUUGCCCAGCACUACAACGAGUUCUCCAAGGAUAACUAUGGACCUGGGUACUUCCCCAACCAGGAGGAUCUCAAUCCCACAGAGGCAUUUGUGCGCAACGAAGUCAGCCCAAUUUUUACCACGUUAGCAACAACCACACCGCCAACCACAACGACUACAACAACAACCACAGUGAGAACAACCACCGAGGAGCCCGUCACAACAACCACACGUCGUUCUCCCUUCAUACGUCGCAACUAUCCGAGGGUACGCACCACAACAACGACGGAGCCUACGGUAACCACGACGACACCCUCAGAGGAGCGACCUUCCAUUCGCUCACGUCUUCCGCCCCGUCGUGUGGUCAAGGUUCGUCAGCGUCAGCGUCGUCCGUCGCAUCCGGCCUCGUCGACAGCCGCCCCCGAAGAGGAAUCGGAGCCCGUGACCCAGAGACAGAAUCUCCGCAAGCUGAGUCGCUACAAUCAGGAGCAGCCAGAGAAGGAACAGACACCAAGACGUCGCUAUAAGCAACCCUUCCAGCUGGAAGGCCAGGAGUCUCAAUGGUCACCCGCCUCGGAGACUGGCAACAGCAACACGAACAGUUUCAAGCCUUUGAAUCCCAAGUAUGCCACCAAAACAGAGAGCCACAGUUUCGAGAAUGAGCCCGACAUUGUUACGGCUGGACCAACGGAUCAACCGGAAACCUACGAGUUUAACGUAGCUGCCAAUCUCGGUGGAUCAGCGGGACAGCGCACCACACCUGCCCUCAAGGCACCCAACUUGAAACCGGAAAAGUCUUUUGCGGAGCUCCUGGAAGAGGUGAUGGGCAAGGCGCCCGAGGAGCUAGCCACAGAGACACCCACAAGCAGCACCAUGAGUCGCCUCAAUAGGCGGGGCAAGUGGAAGAAGACGCGACUCUCGAGUGGUGCAGACAACAAUGAGAACUUUGAAACUGCCGAAUCCCAAAAUCUGGGACCGCAGCUCAUCAACUCCUUGUACAGUGCCAGCGAGAAGACAGAGGAUGACCAGAAGACGACGACGACGACUCCAAUGACUCCAGCCACCGAGGCACAGACAACGGAGGCAAUAACCACAACAGCAGCACCACUGACAACCCCCGAGGAAUACGAGGUGACCACCGCCAAGACAGCCGAUAUCACAACGCUUGCCACAACCCUGGCGAUGAGUGAGGACAGUGCGACAAGGCGCAUGGACACGGCAGCGGAUGUGGACGGGGAUGUAGCUGCAGAUGAUCUGGAUACGCAGCCCAGCAUCUUCUCAGAGGUGCGACAGCAGCUCCACGAUCUCUUCGCCAUCGAUGAGAGCGAGGAUGAGGCGGUGACAGCUGCUCUGGCCGCCGUGGGCAAGCGGCGUCAGGAGUACACGAGCAUCAAGCGCCCAAAGUUGGCCACGCCCACAGAGAGCACAACGGAGGCGUCGAACGAUGGCCUGGCAGCGACAACAGUGGCAACACCUUCCGACAAGGACAACUUCCACAAGGAUCUGAUGGAGCAUGUGGUCUAUGCUACGUCCACUUCAACGAAAGUUACCUCCGAGACGGAGAUCUGUUAUCGAGGACGAUGCAUACGCUCCGAGGAUCUGCCCGCCAAUCACAAGCUGCACUGAGCUCCAGCGGAGCAAGAGCCACAGCCCGUACACCCCUCCUUCCUCCUCCCUCCUCUUCCCUUCCAUGUAAAUACAUAAGGGCAUCGAUACCAAGGGGCAGCGAGAUGUGUCCAAAUUUCUGUGCAACGUCAGCACAGCAGUUUCAGCACCUUCCCGUCUCCCAAUCCCCUUACCGUAUCCGCUUGUAAUUACUUAGCUUUAACUACGAAUAUGUUUAAAAGAGUAAGCGAGUAGAGAAAGAGAGUUAUACAAAUACAAAUACAAAUACAAUCUAUACACUUAAAUAAUCUUAUUCAAUAUUCGAUUCUUUCGAAAAUUUUUAGUAAAUUUACAAGUUAAAAUAGUAAACAGUUUAGUUUAGCAUUAACUUAAUUAAUAAUACCGCUUAGUGAGUCUAAGAUUUGUACAAUAAAAUAAUGAGAACUAACAAAUAAAUAAAGAAUCGAUAUCGUUAUACAUUAC